Molecule: messenger RNA, 513 nt
Organism: Nannizzia gypsea CBS 118893
Lineage: Eukaryota; Fungi; Ascomycota; Eurotiomycetes; Onygenales; Arthrodermataceae
Exons: 3
Coding region: 1-513 (170 amino acids)
Source: RefSeq, a predicted model, not a curated record
AUGAAGCUGACCUCUAUUCUCAUCGGCUCGCUGAUGCUUGCCUUCCCCGCCUUCGCCUUCGAGCAGUCAACUAUCCAGACUCUCCGCGUUGCCACGGCUGCCGCUGGAGUCUACCACUCCAAGUUCCCGCAGGCUGUCAAAGAAGGGCCCGAGGCAGCUAUAUCGAACAUCAACUCUGCAACUGCAAGAGCAGCGGAUGAAGCUAUGGUUGUCUUGAACGGGCUGAAGGUGCAGAGCCGGAAUUUCUUCAACGCCAUGACGACGCUCUCGCAUGAUAGUACAAACCCGGUGGUGUUCUGUAGCAAGAACAUCGACCGUCUGGGCCCGACUAUGGGAUGGAACCUCCGCCUGGUCAGAUAUGGGAUAGAGCCUUACGCGGCGACGCUGAAGAGAGACUGCGAGGACGGAGAGAAGCUCGUUACCGGUCUGGCUGGUGGCUAUAAGAUCGCCGUCGACAGCCUGGAACAGGCUCAGGCGACGCUGGAGAGCCCUAAGGGCAGGUGUAAGAAGUGA